GCCACCAACCUCGAAGUCACGCACGCCUACCGGCGCCUCUACCGCAGCCUCCUCCAAGCGGUGCGAUACUCUGCGCCCGCGCGAUACGUCGUACGGGACCAGCUGCGGGCGGCUUUUCGGGAGCGCUCGGGGGCAGGGGCGGCGGCGGAGCUGGACGGCGAGGGCGUGAAGAGGACGGUGUGGUUCCUGGAGGCGGCGGCGAGGGAGAGAGGGCUGGAGCAUAAGAUUUUGAAGAACUUGGUGAGGGUGAGGUUGGAGUCGGGUUGGGGAUGGAGGAGUUGGCGGAAGGCAGAUGCUAAUGAUGUUGCAAGGCCUGAUGUGAAGCAGUUGCAGCAGGAGGGGAUGAGGCAUUAUAACAUGACGGUUGCGAUGCUGAAUAAGAGCAUGGGGCUUUGUCUACGGUGA
This is a messenger RNA of Trichoderma reesei QM6a, 405 nucleotides long. RefSeq lists its product as uncharacterized. NCBI's taxonomy places the organism in Eukaryota, Fungi, Ascomycota, Sordariomycetes, Hypocreales, Hypocreaceae. The annotation marks the transcript as partial. The record is from RefSeq and is a predicted model, not a curated record. The transcript is spliced from 2 exons.